AAGAAGAAGAAGAAGAAGAAGAACCAAUCAAACCCUUGACUAGUUCAAGUCCAUACAUACAAUUCCUUGAUCAUCAUCACUCAAUUCAUACAUAAUAUGCAAACACCUAAUUGCUCAAGCUCAUCACCAAGUGAUGAUGCCAUGGAGAAUUCCAGAACUACCCUUCAGAACCAGCCACGUGAAACCAAUGGAAACAGCUCGAGCAACAGCACUGUAGAUGAGAGCAUCAAGGGCAAAAAGGUCAAUUCGGGCCCCGUGAGGCAAUACAUCCGGUCAAAGACUCCUCGGCUCCGGUGGACACCGGAGCUCCACCUCUGCUUUGUUCAUGCUGUUGAGAGAUUGGGAGGAGAAGAAAGGGCAACUCCUAAAUUGGUGCUUCAGUUAAUGAAUGUUAAAGGUCUUAGUAUUGCUCAUGUCAAGAGCCAUCUUCAGAUGUACAGAAGCAAGAAGAUUGAUGAUCCCAAUCAAGUUAUUUCGGAACAAAGACUUCUGUUCGAUGCGGGUGAUCGCCAUAUAUACAAACUCAGCCAACUCCCAAUCCUACAAAGUACCAAUCAAACACCAAAUUCCAGCUUACGCUAUAGAGAUUCCUUUUGGGCUAACCAAGCCAAUCCUAUGUUCAAGCCACACAACAUCUUUUCAUCAACAACAUCGAAAAUGGCUAAAAAUCGACUAUCCGAGUCCUCGACAUCUAUCGGGACCAAUUGCAAUAAUACUUACUUAUCACCAAGGGUUUUCGAUUUUUACGCCAACCGACAAAAUUCUUGGAGACUUCUAGAAAACGAUCGAAAAAUUUUCGCAGAUCAAAAGUAUGACUGGUCGACCCAACUAGCAGCAAACUCCACACAACAUAAUUCGCCACACGGCCCUUAUCAACCGUGCGAAAAAACACGAAUGGCCGCUCGAGAAGUGAUUAAUAAUAGCAACGAUUCUAGUUUGAAACGAAAGGUAUUAUUAUCCGACGAUGCGAAUAAUGGUCUCGAUCUCAGUCUCUCCUUAGAAACGACACGAGCGAACAAGAAGAACAUGAAAACGGGCUCGAUCGAGGAUUGUUCUGACGAGGAACAUGUUGAUGAUAACAAUAGCUUGUUAUCACUAUCCUUGUUUUCUUCCUCGAGUACUAAAGAAGUUGAUGGUAUUAUUGGGAAAAAUGGAGAGAUGGAAAUACAUGCAACUAAUUUGGAUUUGAGUUUGUGAAUUGGGAAAAAUUUCUGAGUGAGAUUUUCUCCUUUUGUUUUUUAUGUAGUGUUUUGUCAAUGUCAACGUCAAUAUAAUGCCAAUGCCGGAGAUGAUUAUUAUCACGGUAGUCAUCAAAGUUUGUGUUUUGUUUGUUUGCUAUUCUUGAUUUGUAUGCAGAGAUGUGUACAGAAUAAUUAUUGUUGUUAUUGACAUAAAAACAAGGUUAUCGUCAUA
This is a messenger RNA of Striga asiatica, 1413 nucleotides long. The record is from the annotation of a GenBank genome assembly. NCBI's taxonomy places the organism in Eukaryota, Viridiplantae, Streptophyta, Magnoliopsida, Lamiales, Orobanchaceae.